This is a messenger RNA of Phycodurus eques (leafy seadragon), 8708 nucleotides long. Its product is annotated as rab11 family-interacting protein 2. The transcript is spliced from 6 exons. The record is from RefSeq and is a predicted model, not a curated record. NCBI's taxonomy places the organism in Eukaryota, Metazoa, Chordata, Actinopteri, Syngnathiformes, Syngnathidae. Bases 363 to 1763 code for a protein of 466 amino acids. Gene Ontology annotation, biological process: regulated exocytosis. Gene Ontology annotation, cellular component: endosome; phagocytic cup. Gene Ontology annotation, molecular function: small GTPase binding.
GUGACGUCAGACAAGGAAGUGAAGCUCCGGCAGCAUUUGUCAGAAAAGAUGAGCAACAACUGCAGCUCUAACUAAUAUUAGCUCGCCGUCAUAUGCCAUAAAAAACCCAUCAUUUGUGUAUUAAUGGAGACAGAAUAUGUUGGGCUGAAAGGUCGCUGUAAAUGACUUCGAGAUGACUCAACAGUGGCUUGGAUAUCUGGGUUUGUGGCUUUCUUAUAUUCGUUUUACCCACUUUAUGGUAUUUGAUUUACCUUUAGGCAGGCAGCAAUAACAUGAAUAACAAAUCAUUGUUAAAUAUGUUUUUUCACAUUACACGCUUAUUUCUAUAACACUAUAGAGUACCAUUGAAACCAGUACAAACAAUGUCACUGGGUGAACAGUCUCAAAAGUGGUUUCCAACUCAUGUCCAAGCCACAGUUCUUCAAGCUGCUAAUUUACAGCCCAAGGGCAAAAAUGCCACCAAUGAUGCAUACACAAUCAUUCAGCUGGGCAAGGAAAAGUACUCAACAUCAGUGUCAGAGAAGACACUUAACCCUAUCUGGAGAGAAGAAGCUUCCUUUGAACUACCUGGGUUACUUUUGGAUGGCAACCCAGAAGUCUAUGAGUUGUGCUUCAUUGUUAUGCAUCGUUCCUUGGUCGGGCUGGACAAAUUCCUCGGUCAGAGAUCCAUCAACCUUAACGAAGUGUUUGACAACAAGCAGCGACAGAAAACUGACUGGUAUACCUUGCAGUCCAAACCAUCAAAAAAGAAGAAGGAGAGAGGACGCAUACAAGUCAGUAUCCAGUUUAUGCGGAACAAUAUGACAGCCAGUAUGUUUGACCUCUCCAUGAAAGAGAAGCCCCGCUCGCCUUUCUCUAAACUUAAGGUGAAAAUGAAGGGUCGCAAACACGACAGUGACACGUCUUCAGCCAUCCUACCUCGCUCUGCAGCGUGUGACUCUGGUCCUAACCACCAUCCAACUGCCCCAGAACCGCAAACACAGCCCGAAACCAAGGCUAAGCGAUCGCUACUUUCUGGGGCCCAGAAACUCUCUGCAGCCCACUCCAUGUCAGAUCUCAUUGGGACCCACUUUCGAACCAAACCGGACUCCAUGAAUUCCAUAGAAGAAAGUGGUACAGCUGGUCCUCACAGGCGUUCCCAGAGUGAGGUACCAGGCCUCCAAGACAACGAGGCACACGGUGACCCUUUUACUGAUAUCAGUGACACCCUGCCACAGAAGUAUGCCACGCUCCCACGCAACCGCAACCCAUUUGAGGGGGAGCAAGGGCAGCUGUGGGACAAGCCCAAGGAGAAAAAAGAAAAGAUCAGCCUACUGGAACGCAUGACUGGAAAGAAGGAUGGACGCAAGACCACCAAUGGGGGUCGUUCGGGCAGUUCUGGAGACCUGCGCUCCCCCAACCCUUUUAGUGGCGACUCACAAGUACACACUAACCCUUUCGGCUCCAACUACAAAGUAAGUGACAAAAAGCCACCUGGAAAUGAAGACAUCACCCUGGGCCAAGGGAGCAGGGACGUCUAUGCCAUGAAAAAUGUCCAGGAAGUGUUACAGGGGAGUAUGGCAGCCUAUAGAAACUUGUCCUUUGAGGAAGUGGUGCAGGAACUCGUCAAGCAGAAAGAAGUGGUGAAAAAGAAAGACGCCCACAUCAGGGAGCUGGAGGACUACAUAGAUAACCUGCUGGUACGAGUCAUGGAGGAAACACCAAGCAUACUCCGCACACCCUAUGAGCCUAAGAAAAAGGCAGGUAAACUCAAUAAAAAGUAGACAGUAGAGGCACAGACAAUAGACUACAAUAGAGAAGAGUCUGGAGUUAGUUUGCACAUCACUAUUGUGCGAUAAAUGAUGUGUGAGGAAAAUUCAUGAUUAUACAUUAUAAUUGUAGUUUUAAUAGACAUUAAACACUUAUCAUCCUUUGCCCAAUUACAUAUUUCCAUUCAUAAACUGUUAAAAAUGACCGAUACUGUGCUAUUUAGGUACUUAAACAAACUUAUCAGUGCAUUUUAAUCAAAUCCACUUAUUUAACACUGCUCUGAUUCAGUUUCAAUGUUUGCACUUGUGAGUUAACAGUGGUCUGUUGGACUCAGCUUCUAUCUUGUGCUUACCAGCUCUUCAGGUUAAAAAGAAGCCAAAUUUGAGUUUAGUAUAAGCUGUAGAAGCAAUCGUAUGCUGUUUAUUAGAACGUGAUGGUGAUUAAGCAAUUUCUAACACACGUUUACAAUUAACACAUUCUUAAGCCUGCCACAUUUAGUCAGGCUGUUCAUUCCAGAGCUGCUUCCUAAAAUUGUCUCUCCUCUUGCUUGUUAGUGUUUUAAAUCAGCAAAGUCACCAUUUUUCAUCUAAGUCCCUAGAUUGUGCUUACUUUUGGUUUAAUUGUGAAGACUAUCAUUUAAGGGUAUUGGUGAACGUUAUAAGUCGGAAAUUCUAUUUUUACUUAGAAGUGCAAUAAUCCUAAUUUAAUGAUCUUGCUUUAUGUUAUGCUGGAAUUUAAUGGAAUAUUUCAGUUUAUCUCAACUUUUAAUGUUAAUGGGGAGUAUUUUGAUUUGUUACCUAUUUACCGGCCUUCAUCUCUUUCAAUACGAAGUACUGGGGUGUAUGUAUUGAUUGACGCUGUCACAGCUCUGUUAUUUUUGAAUACUAAGGUAUUUGUAUGGUACUUGAUGUCAUCCUGCUACUACUGUAUCCCAAUACCCUCCCCAUGAUUUUUGUGGUACUAACACUGGUAUAAAAAGGUUUGUAUUAUGGAUUGAUGAAGUAAUGUAGAAACCUAAUCUGUUAAAAUAAUUUUUGUAUGCACUGUACCACAGUACAUCGCAGCACUUUGUUUUUGUAUCCUCUGUAGAGUCCAAACGCAAACAGUGUCUUCCGUGCAAAGUUGGUAAACACAAAAUUAUUAGACAAAAAUUGUAAACUGACACUGUUGUCAUCACACUCUGAUUUUGUUAGCUGCAAGAAAGCUGUUUAAUCGCACUGCUGUUUCUAAUAUGAACAUCAACAAUAUAAACCACAUUUACAGUGGAGGAAAUGUUUAUUUGAUCCCAAAGACAUGAGCAGUCUAUAAUUUUAAUGGCAGGUUAAUGUUAACAGUGAAAUAUCUAAAAGAAAAUCCAGAAAAUCACAUUUAAUAAAAGAUUAAAAUGUAUUUGCAUUUCAUUGAGUGAAGAAUUUGAUCCCGCUCCAACAAUAAAGAAUUCUGUCUCCCACAGACUAGUCCUCUUACUUUUAGAAAGUACUCCUAGUCUAAACCUGUUAGCUGCAUGAAAGAUACCCGUCUCAACUUGUGACCUUUAUAAAGACACCUGUCCACAGAAUAAUCAAUCAAUCAGACACGGACCUCUCCAUCAUGGGCAAGACCUAAGAACUUUCUCAGGAAUAUCAGGGACAAGAUUGUUGACCUGCACAAGGCUGGAAUAGGCUACAAGACAAUUGGCAAUAGGCUGGGUGAGAAGGAAACAACUACUGGUGCAAAAAUAAAAAAAAAUUAAUAAACGUAAAAUGACUGUCAAUGUCCCUCAGUCUAGGGCUCCUCGCAAGACUUAACCUCGUGGGGUAUCAGCGAUCAUGAAAGAGGUUCGGCAUCAGCCCAGAACUACACGGGAGGAGCUUGUUAAUGAUCUCAGGACACCUGGGACCACAGUCACCAAGAAAAACAUUGGUAACACACUACUCCGUAAUGGGCCAAAAUCCUGCAGCGCCUGUAAGGUACCUCUGUUCAAGAAGGCACAGGUACAAGCCUGUCUGAAGUUUGACUACGAACACCUGAAUGAUUCAGAGAAUGAUUGGAAGAAGGUGAUGUUGUCAGAUGAGACCAAAAUCGAUCUAUUUGGAAUCAGUUUGACUCUCCAUGUUUGGAGGUAGAGGAAUUCAGACUAUGACCCCAAGGAACACCAUCCCCACUGUCAAGCAUGGAGGUGGAAACAUUAUGCUUUAGGGGUGUUUGUCUGCAAAGAGGACAGGUCAACUUCACCGCAUUGAGGGAAAUAUGGAUGGAGCCUUGUCCCAUGGAAAACUGGGUGACAACCUCCUUCUCUCAGCCAGAAAACUUAAAAUGGGUUGUGGACGGGGCUUCCAGCACGACAAUGACCCAAAGCACACAGCCAAGGAAAUGAAAGUGUGACUAAAUAAUAAGCACAUUAAGGUCAUGGAGUGGCCUAGCCAGUCUCCAGACCUAAAUCCCGUAGAAAAUCUGUUGAGGGAGCUGAAGAGUUGUGUUCCCAAGGCACAGCCUUGGAACAUUAAGGAUUUGGAGAGGAUCCGCAAAGAGGAGUGGUCCUCCCGAGAUGUGUGCAAACCUGGUUAUCAACUACAAGAAACAUCUGACCUCUGUACUUGCCAACAAGGGGUUCUCCACCAAGUACCAAGUAAUGUUUUGAUAGGGUGUCAAAUAGUUUUCCCCCCUCAAUGAAUUGCAAAAUAAUUUGAGUCUUGUUUUAUAUGAUUUUCUUUUUGAUAUUCUGUCUCUCCCUGUUAAAAUACACAUUAAAAUUAUAUACAGUUCAUGUCUUUGUCAGUGGGUAAACUUAUGAAAUCAGUGAGGGAUCAAAUAAUUACAGUGCCACCAGAAAGUAGUCACACCCCUUCACGUUUUCCACAUUUUGCUGUGUUACAGACUUAUUCUAAAGCUGGUUUGAGUAUAGUUUUCUUUAAAAAAAACAAAUCGACAUAAAAUAUCCUAUAAUGACAAAGUAAAAACAUAUUUUCAGACAUUUCUGUAAAUUUAUAAAAAAUGUAAACAUUCACUGUGAUUGGCUGGCGACCAGUUCAAGGUGUACCCCGCCUCUCGCCCGAAGAUAGCUGGGAUAAGCUCUAGCACGCCCGCGACCCUAGUGAGGAUAAGCGGUACAGUAAAUGGAUGGAUGUAAACAUUCAAACAUAAUAGGUACAUAAGUAUUCACACCUUUUGCUAUGACAUUCAAAUUUAAGCUCAGGUGCAUCUGAUUUCCACUCAUCAUCCUUGAGAUGCUUCUACAACUUGAAUGGAGUCCACCUGUGGUAAAUGCAGUUAAUUGAACAUAAUUUGGAAUGGCACACACCUGUCUAUAUAGGUUGCAUAGUUGGCAGUGCAUAUCAGAGCAGAAAUCAAGCAAUGAAGUCUAAGGAAUUGUCUGCAGACCUCCGAGACCGGAUUGUGUCAAGGCACAAAUCUGGGGCAAGAUACAAAAGAAUUUCAGCAGCAUUGAAGGUCCCCGAAAAGCACUGUUGUGUCGAUUAUUUGGGAUUGGACGAAGUUUGGAACAGCCAUGACCCUUCCCAAGCUGAGUAACCAGUUAAGAAGGGCCUUGGUCAGAGAGGUGAACAAGAACCCUAUGGUCACUAAGGCGGCGCCUUGCGGCGAUAGAACCAUCCAGAAGGUCGACCUUUGCUAGCACACUGCACCAAUCAGGCCUUUAUGGUAGAGUGGCCAGACGAAAGCCACUUCUCUCUACAAGUCACUUGGCAGCCCGCUUGUAGUUUGCCAAAAGGCACCUUAAGGAUAUUAAGGUGCCUUUUUCUCUGGUCUGAAGAAACCAAAAUAGAACAUUUUGGCCUGAAUUGCAAGUGUCAUAUCUGGAGAAGAAGGGGCAUUGCUCAUCACCUGGCUAACACCAUCCCUCUGUGAAGCAUGGUGGUGGCAGCAUCAUGCAUGCUGUGGGGCUGUUUUUCUGCUCCAGGAACUGGGCGACUAAUCUGCAUAGAGGGUAAGAUGACAGCUGCCAAAUAUAGAGAGAUUCUUCAAGAGAACUUGCUCCAGAGUGCUCUCGAACUCAGACUCGGGCGUCGAUUCACCUUCCAACACGACAAUCACCCAAAGCACACAACCAAGAUAACAAAGGAGUGGCUUCAGGAGCAGCCUGUGAAUGUCCUUGAGUUGCCCAGCCAGAGCCCGGACUUGAAUCCAAUCAAACAUCUCUGGAAAGACCUCUAAAAAUGGCUGUCCACCGACGCUGCCCAUCCAACCUGACCGAUCUUGAGAGGAUCUGCAGAGAAGAAUGAGAGGAAAUGGCCCAAAACAGGUGUGGCAAUCUCAUAGAGGCAUACCCAAGAAGACUUGAGGCUUUGAUUGCUGCCAAAGGUGCUUCAACAAAAUAUAAAGCCAAGGGUGGGAAUACCUAUGUACCUAUUAUGUUUAAAUGUUUACAUUUUCAAUACAUUUGCACAACUGUCUGAAAAUGUUUUUACUUUGUCAUUAUGGGAUAUUUUAAGUAGAUUUAAAAAAAAAAAAAAAAAAAAAAAAGAAAACUAUACUAAAAUCAGCUUUAGAUUAAGUCUGUAACAGUAAAAUGUGGAAAAAGUGAAGGGGUGUGAAUACUUUCUGGUAGCACUAUAUUUCCUCCACUGUAAUUUGUGCUUAAUGGUAAAAAAAAGAAAACGGUUCAUGCACACAUUUUAAAUUUACAUUUCUUUAUUCCUUGGAGAGAAAAAGCAGCUGCGUCCUGUACAGUGUUAAAACGUGUUCUAUUGGCAAUAUGGCAGUCUUACACCCAAAGUUACAUCUGGUGACUGUAAUCGCCUUCUCCUGUUGAUUGUAUCAUUCCUGGUAUAUGUGUUCCACCUUUGCGCUUUAUGAUACCAAAUUCACAGGUGAGAUGGAGUGUUUUUUCAAAAAUAUUUGUUGUGGCAAGCAACAUUACUUUUUGCUGCCUUUAAAGUAGUUAUUUUACAUGAAUGUACUGUGUGUGGUUUUGUACAGAAAGCCAAUAUAUAUAUAUAUAUUUUUUUUUUGUUAGUGAAUGUAUUUUAGUCGGAAUACAACAUGGUGUUAUAUGUAAAGCUCAACAGUGUCCUUGAACCUAACUGGCCUUUCAAUUAUUUUGUAGUUCCAAAGAAAAUUAUUGCAUUCAGAUACAUUUAUUUUGGCUUCCACAUCUCAAUUACUGGACAAACAAAUAAUAUUGAGCUUCGUGUAAAUUAUUAUUUUUUUUUACACAAUUGAGGUGUCUUUGCAGGAAGUUUUGUGAUUUAGCUGAUAAUUCAUUUUACGAUGAAGACUAUGAAAAAUGUAGUUAAGAAUAUGUUUUCCAUUCUGGAAAAUCCACUCACUGAUUGCCUUCUUGUAUGCUCUAGUGUGAGCUCUCGUUACACAAUUAUCUACUGCUGAAGUGCAUAUGCAUAGUUAGUAAAUUAAAAUGGACCUUACCUGGGAGUUGUAAUAUUUCAAUUGCAUUCAAUCAUUGUUAUCACAUCCCUUUUCUGGUCGGCUUAUUGCUCAUUUUGUUGUGCUUUAAAAAUUUUUAAAAUGCAUCUAUUAUGGAUUUGCAAGUGCAAAACAUAUUGCAGAAAAUUCCCCACCUAUUUUUCAUUCAAGCUAAACUUGAAAGUGGCAAAUUGUGAUAUGAAAUUAAUUCUCUGGAAUUUCAAUAGUUUUACAACUCUGACAUUUUAUAGUUGAUGAUCCGACAAGCCAACUAAAUCAAUAGAUUCCUAUCAGCCUUAGAGACAACAGCAUGUAAUUUAUGCUUAUUCCCACCAGGUGCCUGCAGAGUGAAGGCACGCAGCAUCUAUCUGCUCUACUCAUAAUGAUGAUAUAUGAAUGCUAAGGAUGAGAUACAUUCAACAUUGAACACAUUUGGACCCUGAAGGGGAUUUAGUUCACAUGAAAGAAAGUGAUUGUGUUGGAAUGAAUUCAUUUUGCUUGUCAUUUUUUGCCUUUUAGCCUGAUUGCUACAUUUGCUUUAUGUUUUAAUAUAAUUUGGUUCUUUGGUAGAUGUCAAACUGCAAUACACAAAUCUAAAAUGAAGAGCAUUUUCAAAAUCAUUUUCUAGCACAACACUGAAAAGGGGGUGACUAUCAUUAUUAUACUUCUAAGCAGUCUCUUUGCAUGUUUUUUUUUUCAUCCUGUCAAUGCCGCUUGUUGAAUGUGCAAAACACUAAAUAUGCUCGGAGGUAAUGUUUACUAUAAAACACACAAGUAUUCUCCACAGCAAUUAGACAAAUGGCCAUAACAUGUCUGACUAAUGUGUAAAAUUGUUGUGGGUGAUUGUAGCCCACACCAUAAAACAUUGCAAAGGUUCUGAUGAAACAUGAUGCACAACUAGUGGUGAGAAUUAUUUUCAUGAAGUCUUCUUGUGCUGCUUUAACAGUUCUACACAGUUUUAAAAGAAAUGUAUGACUUUGUUUGACGAAACAACAGUUAUACACUGCGAUGAGUGGAAGUUGACCAGCAUGCCACUGAGGUUCAAAGGUUUAGCUUCUGAAUGUGUCCCUGGUCUUCCGAAAUAUUCAUUCACAUGCAUUCAGGUAUAAUUGACAGACUAUUAAAUCAUUGUAUGUUCUUUUACUUACCUUCUGAAUUGAAAUUUUUUUUGGGUUAUAUUUCUGUAGAUUCAUAUGCUCGAACACAACCCUCCUGCUUGGACAGUGUGUAAAGUGUACCUUCCUGAAAGGUUGGAGGAAAACUGACAUAUAUUACAUUAAUAUUUGCCUUCAGUGGCCAGCUUGAGGUUUUUAAACCAGCAUGUUUGGAAACAUGGUUGUAUUGACUUUUUCUGGAGCAGGGUGAUCUAGGAACACAAUUGUGAUAAGGUUUAGGCAACAGUAAUUCAGAAAUGGUGACUCUAUGUGAAGUGCCAAUUAUAAAAGAACUUCAAAUGAAUGCUUACUCAUUCUUUAUGAUUAAACAAUUGCAAAAAAAAUCCAAUUUAAGCAACGCUAUUACUAUCGCUGCAAUUGAAUUCCAAAGGUACUCUGGAUGUUUGAAAGGCACAGACAAAAUUGUAUUGUCCUUUUCAAUAA